Molecule: messenger RNA, 443 nt
Organism: Ilex paraguariensis (yerba mate)
Lineage: Eukaryota; Viridiplantae; Streptophyta; Magnoliopsida; Aquifoliales; Aquifoliaceae
Source: the annotation of a GenBank genome assembly
CCCAUCAUCCUGAAACCCCGAAACUCAACUCCUCCCAGUCCGGCAGAUCGACGACGGCCUCUGGAAUUCUGCGCUUCUCUUCCUCUUACUCCUUAUUCUUCGUCGCUUUUGUCUUCGAUUCCUACUAUAGAUUGGACACAAUGGUUUAUAUCACAUCGUGGGACGAUUUCGUGGAAAAAUCCGUCCAAUUGUUUCGUGCCGAUCCCGAGAGGACACGAUAUGCCAUGAAAUACAGACAUUGCGACGGUAAAUUGGUUCUCAAGGUCACUGAUGAUAAAGAGGUGGUUGUAAUCUACACAGUGGUUUUCAGGUUCAAAACAGGAAUGCAAGCUGUGGGCAACCCUGAGUACCACCUAAUGAACUUCUAUGGUCCCAGCAUGGGUACACUGUACACUCCCUGUGGAGUGCUUGGAGCCUUGGACACCUCGUACAAAGGGGUGUAA